Messenger RNA from Spathaspora passalidarum NRRL Y-27907, 1115 nucleotides. RefSeq names its product Het1p (gene HET1). The transcript has a single exon. Gene Ontology annotation, biological process: intermembrane lipid transfer; ceramide transport. Lineage: Eukaryota; Fungi; Ascomycota; Pichiomycetes; Serinales; Debaryomycetaceae. Gene Ontology annotation, molecular function: ceramide 1-phosphate binding; ceramide 1-phosphate transfer activity. Gene Ontology annotation, cellular component: membrane; cytosol; cytoplasm. The record is from RefSeq and is a predicted model, not a curated record. Bases 42 to 635 code for a protein of 197 amino acids.
UAUUGACGACUUAAUUUUUAUAUACAUACAAUUGCGCCAACAUGUCUACCUUCUUCGAUGAAAUGAAAUUGUCCUUUGCCGACGUUAAAGUAACUGACGGUAAGAUCGACACCAAUGAUUUCUUAAUUGCUUCAGAAUCCUUAAUUAAAUUGUUUGACCUUUUGGGUUCUUCUGCCUUUGCUGUAGUUCAAAAUGAUAUGACUGGUAAUGUCACCAAAGUUCGUGCUAAGUUAUUAGCUGAACCAGCCAAGGCUGCCACUUUGCAAGAUUUGAUUUUAUCUGAAGCUGGAACCAAGAACAAAACUGCUACUCAAGGUCUUUUAUGGUUAUCUCGUGGGUUACAAUUUACUGCUCAAGCCAUGAGAGAAACUGUCAACAACCCAACCUCCGAAAUGACCACAACUUUCACUGAUGCCUAUGGUAAAACUUUAUCUCAAUAUCAUGGUAUGUUGGUUAAGCCAAUUUUCAGAUUAGCUAUGAAGGCUUGUCCUUAUAGAAAGGAUUUCUUUGCUAAAUUGGGUGCUGAUCAAGAAAAGGUUGAACAGCAAUUAAAGACUUGGUUAGCUGCUUUAGAAGAAAUUGUCAAGAUUAUUAUGGAUUUCUUCACUUCUGGAAAUUAUGGUAAGGGAUUAUAAGUUUAUUAGACUAAAUAGAUAUUUACAUUGUCAGAUGUACUGUUGCACACACACAUUCUAUAUUUACUCUGUAUGUUCGCCAUCUUCAUCAACUCUUUUCGCUGCUUUCAUUAAUUCAUAAAGUUGUCCAAUUUGGUCAGGGGACAUUUUUUCCAAAUCCUCAUGUUUUAAUUUAUUAUGUAACCAACUACCGUGAUCUAUUUGACGUAAAUAAUCUUGCCAUUGGGUUAAAAAUGCAACAAUAUGUAAAGGAUUAUCUAUCUUCUUAUGUGCUUUGAACUCAUCCUUAACAUAAUGAUCACCCAAUGAACGUAGAUCCUUGGGCAAUUUAUGAACAUGUGCUCGUAAUAUACUACGGUAUAAUACUAAUGGUGGAAGUAAUGGAGAUUCAUUUCUUGUUGGACGGCGUUGUCUAACUAAUCUUACAGCUGUUGAACGCAUUGUUUGCUAGGUAUAUCCUAUUUGGUCAAAAUCAUUCUC